AUGUCGGCCCUCACGUGUAGCGGACUCGCAAAGCCCAACGUACUGCUUGCGAGCCAGUCGCUUGCACAGGUCGACGUUGGAGCUACGGUCAGCGUUGCGGAUGUCGCUGUGGGUGCGAGUGUGAAGGCCGCGCCCUCGGAUGUGGCAGUGGGAGUGGAUGCUGGGAAGGGGAAGGGGAAGGACACGACGACGCCAGUUGCGGAGACCACACCAGUAGCAUCCACACCUGCUGCAGUCACUACACCGGCGGAAGAGGAAGCGAAGCCAUCAAAGUCGAAGCCUGCGGAGGAAGCAGCGCCUUCGGCUCCUGCCGAAGAGUCCAAGCCGGCCGAAGAACCAGUCUCGACCCCCGAAGCGACCUCAGAAUCAACACCAAAGGAGCCGGCAGCUACGCCCAAGCCGACCCCUGUUGAGGUCAAGCCAUCAUCGAAGAAACCUGUCGAGACCGUGGUGCCGGAGGUGACGUCGGAGGUCGGAGGAGGCAAACCAGAACCCUCCGAACCGGCGGCCAGCCCUGCGACGACGGCGACGCCACAGCCAGAAUCAAGUCCUGAGCCUGAGCCUUCACCAGAGCCUGAGCAAUCUCAAAACCCUGAGCAAUCUCCCAAGCCCACGCCAUCUCCCGAGACCACGCCAUCUCCUGAGGCCACACCAACAACUACGGAAAAUCCUGAGGGUUUCAUUGGUGCCGAGCCUACAACAAAGACAUCGAACCCAGUAGAGGAGUCUCCCGCACCUAGCGAGCCUGCGGCCAGCCCGCCCGUUCAAAGCACACCCGCAGAACAACCUUCGAUUCCUGCGCCAGUGCCCAAGCCACCGAAGAGCACGCCUGCUGAGGCCUCUCCAGUUCCGAGCCAACCCGCAGGACAACCGACGCCAAGCGAACCUGCUGCUAGUCCACCACCGAAGAGCACCCCUGCUGAGGCCUCUCCACUGUCCAGCCAGCCAGAAGGGCAGCCGACGCCGAGCGAGCCUGUUGCCAUCCCGCCGCCGAAGAGCACGCCAGCUGAGGUUUCUCCUGCGCCCAGCCAACCCACGGGGCAUUCCACGCAGAGUAAACCUGCUGCUAGUCUACCGACGAGCACGCCAGCUCAGGCCUCUCCAGUUCCCAGCCAACCCGCAGGACAGCCCACGCAGAGCGAGCCUGCUCAUUCACCUCCACCAGCAAGCGGGACUGGAAACUCGCCUCCUGCGGCUAGCGAACUAGCUCCUACUCCUUCUAAGCCAAGUGAGCCCGGUCAAUCAUCGCCCGCACUCAGCGGAACUGGUCACCAAUCACCACCAACGCAGUCGCCUCCAGCAUCUGCUCCAGACAGCUCGCUACCAAAAUUGCACACUGGCUACACGACACCUGCUUCGCACCCCGCUGGCACACCUUCGAAGUCCCCUCACUCACUAGCAAGUACACCAGCCGAUUCGGCCUCCUCACCAGUCGAAACAACACCCACAGCACACAAACCCCUCUCCGAGCCAGGCAAAACCCACAGCAAACCCGCCGCACCAACCGUGAACUUCUCCUUCGAGCCCGGUGCAAGCGGCAGCGAGUCCAACGCCCCACCACCGCACACUUUCCACCCCAGCGCCUACCCAAGCGCCAGCAGUCCACCAGAAUACCAGCCCUCAGCUUUCCCAUCACACACCACGCUAUCCCUGCACUUCCAGCCGCAGUCCGGUGAAUGGAACAGCGCGAGCGCCAGUGGAGAGGCAACCCGCUCGUACGUGCCGUACAUUACGCACAAGACGGUCGAGGUCACGUCGACGACGUACAAAGCGACGCAGUCUGUGUUCACGUUGCACGGUCAUACGUACAAGAUCCAGGCGACGACUCUGAAUGCUGGUGGUGCUUCUGGGAAUGCUGCGCCUUCUGAGACCGACUUGCCUCCGAGCCUUCAGACGGGCGGUGUUGCGGGUGCGAAGGCUGGGUUGGCGCAGGGUGUGGUGGCCGUUAUAGGUGUGGUUGUUGGUGGAGCGAUGCUGUUGUGA
Saxophila tyrrhenica is the source of this 1983-nucleotide messenger RNA. RefSeq lists its product as uncharacterized. The record is from RefSeq and is a predicted model, not a curated record. The transcript has 2 exons. NCBI's taxonomy places the organism in Eukaryota, Fungi, Ascomycota, Dothideomycetes, Mycosphaerellales, Extremaceae. The coding region runs from base 1 to 1983 and encodes 660 amino acids.